ACUGCGAUCGUGACCGCUCGUCGACUGAACGCAUCGCAUCGGACCGAAGAUCACGGCAGUUCGCGGCGCGUUUCGCUGCCCUACACAUCGCAAAGUGAUCGGCUCCGUGGGUAAAAAUAAAUAUACUCAUCGAGUCCGUAAAUGAAAAGUACGCGGCGCGAGUGCAUACAUAACCCGAAAACGUGUGAGUUAAUUGUGCGCGAAUCGUCGAGGGCAGAGUUUGGGAAAUGGCAGCCAGCGAAGCGCCACCCGCGGACUCUGCGGUGGAGGUGCCGUCGCCGCCACCGGCGAACGACUCCGAGGACGUCACCCUGGACGCCAUCCUGAAGCAUCUCGGCCAGUUUGGGCGCUUCCAGCUGAUCAUAUUCGUGCUGAUCUGCCUGCCGAUGAUGUUCCACGCCAUGUUCUCGGUGACUUAUGUGUUUACCGCGGCCACCGUGACGCACAGAUGCAACAUCGCGGAGUGCGAUUUGCCGGAGAGCGCCUACUACGAGGAGCAUACGGAGUGGAGUAUUCCCAGGAACGGAAAGGACCUGGACGCCUGCAAUCGGUACACCAACUCCGAGCUGCCACAAUGGAACCAGUCCUCGGACAUUUGCUUGCCCACUCUUUUCACGAAGGUUUCGGAACCCUGCCCCGACAAUAAGUUCGUCUUUCGCGACGAUGAGGUUACCAUUUCCAAUGACUUUGGCAUUUUCUGCGACGAUGAGUGGAAGCUAUCAAUGGUCGGAACCAUAAAUAAUCUGGGACAGUUCUUUGGCAUUCCCAUCGGCGGCUUUGUGGCAGAUCGAUAUGGACGAAGCUUCUCGAUCGCGCUGGGCGGCAUCAUGGGGGCUGUGCUGGGCGUGGUUCGCUCCUUUUCGCCCAGCUACGGGUGGUUUUUGGUGUUUGAGUUCCUGGACAACAUGACCAGCAGCACGCUGUACUCCACCUGCUUCGUGAUCGGCAUCGAACUGGUGGGACCCAGGCGGCGGGUGCUGGCCUGCAGCGUGAUUACGAUCUUUUAUGCCGUGGGCGAGGUUGCGCUGGCCAUGGCCGCCAAGGCGUUUCCCAACUGGCGCAUCCUGCUGCGCAUCACCUACAUGCCCUCGCUGAUCCUGCUGGCCUACUUCUGGAUCCUGCCGGAGAGCGUGCGCUGGCUGCUCAGUCAGGGCAAGGAGGAGCGGGCCAAGAACAUCCUGCGUCGCGCCGCCAGUGUCAACAAGCGCGAGCUGCCGGAGAGCAUGCUGGACAAGCUCGUCCUGGCCAACCGGGACAAGUUGCAGCAGUCGUCUGAGAGCCGCUUUCCCAUCCGCGAGGCCUUCAAGAACUUCAAGUGGCGCAUCGCCAACUGCUCCUUCUGCUGGAUCGUCCACGUGCUGGUCUACUACGGACUGAGUCUCAAUGUGGUGCUACUUGACGGGGACAAGUACAACAACUUCGCCUACAUCGCCCUGGUGGAGAUCCCCGGUUUCUUCUUGCCCCUGCUCAUCAUGGACCGCUUCGGCAGGCGGUACUCCCUCUGCGGCCUGAUGUUGGCGAGCGGGCUCUGCUGCAUUGGAACGAUCUUCGCCGGCGCAGAUCAGCCGGUGCUGCAGCUGGUGCUGUUCCUCGUUGGAAAGCUGACGAUCACAGCCAGCUUCCAGGUGCUCUACUUCUUCGCCUCGGAGAUCUACCCCACGAAUCUGAGGAACAGCCUGCUCAGCUUCUGCUCGAUGAUGGGCAGGUUCGGCUCCAUGCUGGCCCCGCAAACGCCGCUUCUGGCCAAGUAUUACGCCAGUGCGCCUGCCAUGCUCUUCGCUGGCGCCGCCAUCGUGAGCGGACUGCUCACCCUCUUCUUUCCAGAGACCACCAACGUCAUCCUACCCACCACGGUGCAGGAAGCGGAUGCCAUAGGCGUCAAGAAGAAGCCGUCGCAGGGCAAGGAUCUCGAUCUAGUCGUUGCCGCAAGUCAAACGCAGUAAUCAGUAGGAUAAUCAUAGCCUAAGGCAGCCUGCAAAUACAAAGACAUUUCUUUACAAAUGUGUUAUACUCUAAAUAUAAUUAUAAGAAUGAACAAUAUAUAUACUAUAUUUUAGCAUCCAAA
Drosophila ficusphila is the source of this 2065-nucleotide messenger RNA. RefSeq names its product organic cation transporter protein-like. The coding region runs from base 228 to 1943 and encodes 571 amino acids. The transcript is spliced from 5 exons. The record is from RefSeq and is a predicted model, not a curated record. Gene Ontology annotation, molecular function: transmembrane transporter activity. NCBI's taxonomy places the organism in Eukaryota, Metazoa, Arthropoda, Insecta, Diptera, Drosophilidae. Gene Ontology annotation, cellular component: membrane. Gene Ontology annotation, biological process: transmembrane transport.